CUCCUGCCUCCACCGGGCUGGCUCCGCACUGCAGAUACCCGUUGGCUGCUCAGUGCUGGGCGGCUUCCCUCGCUGUCCCGCAAGUCCCCUCGGUAUCAGGGCGCCAACCGCGCGCUCUCGCGGUUCCCGGGGGACCCUCACCAGCGCCGACUCACCGGGCCUCGCGCGCGAAGUCGCUGCACCGGCGGGGCGGUGGGGCGGAAGGCGGACGGUGGCUGCGCAGGAGCCCAGGGCGCUCUCGGAUGCGACAGGACAAGCUGAGCAGCUCCCUGAGGCGCGGGGGAAAAUGCCUGAAGCGGCAGGGCGGCGGCGGUGGCGUGGGCACCAUCCUGAGCAAUGUGCUCAAGAAGCGCAGCUGCAUCUCCCGGACGGCGCCCCGGCUGCUCUGCACCCUGGAGCCGGGGGUUGAUACGAAGCUGAAGUUCACACUUGAGCCAUCUCUAGGUAAAAAUGGUUUUCAGCAGUGGUAUGAUGCCCUCAAGGCAGUUGCCAGGCUAUCCACUGGAAUACCCAAGGAAUGGAGGAGAAAGGUUUGGCUGACCUUGGCAGAUCAAUAUUUGCACAGUAUAUCCAUUGAUUGGGACAAAACCAUGCGCUUCACUUUCAAUGAGAGGAGUAAUCCUGACGAUGACUCGAUGGGAAUUCAGAUAGUCAAGGAUCUUCAUCGUACAGGCUGUAGCUCUUACUGUGGCCAGGAGGCAGAGCAGGACAGGGUUGUGUUGAAGCGAGUGCUGCUAGCCUAUGCCCGGUGGAACAAAAAUGUUGGGUACUGCCAAGGCUUUAACAUCCUGGCUGCGUUAAUUCUGGAGGUCAUGGAAGGCAAUGAAGGCGACGCACUGAAAAUCAUGAUUUACCUUAUUGAUAAAGUGCUUCCUGAAAGCUACUUUGUCAAUAAUCUCCAGGCUUUGUCUGUGGAUAUGGCCGUCUUCAGAGACCUCUUGAGAUUGAAGCUCCCGGAGUUGUCACAGCAUUUGGAUAUGCUGCAGAAAACUGCGAACAAAGAAAGUGGAGGUGGAUACGAGCCGCCACUUACGAACGUCUUCACCAUGCAGUGGUUUCUGACUCUGUUCGCCACAUGCCUCCCUAAUCACACAGUGUUAAAGAUUUGGGACUCAGUGUUCUUUGAAGGAUCAGAAAUCAUCCUAAGGGUGGCACUGGCUAUCUGGGCAAAAUUGGGAGAGCAGAUAGAAUGCUGUGAAACAGCAGACGAGUUCUAUAGCACCAUGGGGCGUCUUACCCAGGAGAUGCUGGAGAAUGAUCUUCUGCAGAGCCAUGAACUGAUGCAGACUGUUUAUUCUAUGGCUCCAUUCCCUUUUCCACAACUUGCCGAGCUGAGGGAAAAGUACACCUACAACAUCACACCAUUCCCAGCCACGGUCAAGCCCACCUCAGUUUCUGGGCGACAUGGGAAGGCCCGAGACAGUGAUGAGGAGUAUGACCCAGAUGAUGAAGAUGCUAUUGCUAAUGCAGUGGGGUGUCUUGGACCUUUCAGUGGGCUCCUUGCCCCUGAACUACAGAAGUUCCAAAAACAAAUGAAAGAGCCGAAUGAGGAGCAAAGUCUGAAAUCGAAUAACAUUGCAGAGCUGAGUCCAGGUGCAAUCAAUUCCUGUCGCAGUGAAUACCACGCAGCUUUCAACAGUAUGAUGAUGGAACGCAUGACCACAGACAUCAAUGCAUUGAAGCGGCAGUAUUCUCGAAUUAAAAAGAAGCAACAGCAGCAGGUCCACCAGGUGUACAUCAGAGCAGACAAAGGGCCCGUGACCAGCAUUCUCCCAUCUCAGGUAAACAACUCUCCAGUUAUAAACCACCUCCUUUUAGGGAAAAAGAUGAAAAUGACCAACAGGGCCUCCAAGAAUGCUGUCAUUCACAUUCCUGGUCACACAGGAGGCAAAAUAUCACCUGUUCCCUAUGAAGACCUUAAGACGAAGCUCAACUCCCCGUGGCGAACGCACAUCCGAGUCCACAAAAAGAACUUGCCUAGGACCAAGAGUCACCUGAGCUGCGGGGACACCAUAGGGCUGAUUGAAGAGCAGGGUGAGGGCUGCAAGCCCAGCAGUCUGGGACCAGCUGAGGAGCUUCCCACCUGCCAUGCCCCAGCAGCUGCCAGCACAGAACGCAGCAGCUCCGAUGGCGGCCCAGGGAGGACCAUCGAAGGGCAGUCUCCAGAGCCCGUGUUUGGGGAUGCCACUGAGGUGGAUGCAUCUGAAGUGCAGGUGAAAUUGGAAUCCUUAAACCUGGAUGCAGGGGAUGCUGCGGCCGAUGCAGAGCCCCGCGUGCUCCCACCCAGUCAGCGGCAGCCCCCAGAGCUGUCUGACACCCCUGGAGAGAACAGAGCCACCAGCAAGCCUCUUCAAGGCAGCAACUCGAAAACUCCCAUCUUUAGCCCUUUCCCCAGUGUGAAACCCCUGCGGAAAUCAGCCACAGCCAGGAAUUUGGGGUUAUAUGGCCCCACGGAAAGAACCCCAACUGUGCACUUCCCUCAGAUGAGCAGGAGCUUCAGCAGACCUGGUGGUAUUGGCAGCGGCGGUGGUGGCAGUGGCAGCAGCUCUAAGAAACGGUGAUGUCUCCAAAACACUCACCUGGGCCUGCUGGUGGAAGAGUUCCUGUUGAAUGACUCCAGAAGGUUCUGUUUGUCUACUGCCCAAGACAGAGAACUUCGGAGCUGGGCCACAGCUGAUCCAUAUGGGAACUACAAGUUUUGUAAAGGGAGCCAGAAAAAGGAUGUGUCCCCAGCCCCUUGAUGACUGAUAGUGAAGUAAUUGUUGUGACAAACAGUUGGGGUACCCCAAUUUUCCACUGUAAGCUGUUUAGGAAAGACUCUAUUUCUAGACUGUUAACCUCACUUCUGUUCUCCUGCUCUGAGGGCUUCUUGGGGUUCCUGUGGAACAGCAGCUCCAAAUCUUCCAGUUUCCUGGGUGUUAUAACACCUUAAGCAUGCAUACACCAGCUUCUAGAACAGAAAGUAUCAAAACAAAUUGAAUUUGUUAGUUGGCAAAAAAAAGUUUUCUCUUCAUGCUGUAUUUGGGGGUUUGUAUGUUUGAGUUUUCCCUCAUCAUGAAUGUCAAAGUUAUUUCUCAUUCUUCUGCUAAAGCAUAGGAGGAAAAUCUCCGUAGCCUUCCUUUAACUUUCUACCUACGAAACAAGGACAGUCUUUAAUCUGUUGAAAUUUAGGUUGAUGAUCAAUUUAAAGAUCAUAUGCAGACAACACAGACAGGAUGUGCAUUAAGCAAUUACUCUGGGCUGCUUGCUGAUUCACUAAGCUUUUCCCUGGGUUCAUUUUCUCCUCGCAAAGAAAACUGCUCUUCACUAGUGCAGACAGCCUGAUGCAUUGAGCAGGGAGCUUGUCCUGUGUCCUCAACCAUGUAGCUAAUUUACCCACCAGCUUGCCACAGCAGACACUCCAGGCCUCUCUGCUCAGAAGCGAGAACACAGCACCUGCGACUCUGUUACUUGAAUUUUGUGCUUUUUUGAUUGGAGGACUUUGUGGAGUAUUUUGUUACUUGAACACUGCCUUUUUCCAGAGAAGGCCCCAGGGCUUUCUAACUCUGUCUCACCUUCUUCACUCCUACCCCUGGUCCCAGAGGGUCAGAAAUAGCACCUCUUGUCUCCACUAUGCAGUUGGGAACUCUGAGCCACAUAAAGGUGAAAUAGCACUUCAGUCACUCAAGGUAAAUAUUCCUGGUAUUCCAUGUGACUUAGCCACGUUUCUUCUAGUACAGUAGGCAAGCUCCACAUUCUUUGUAUACAGAUGCACUGCUACAGAGGGUAUGGAAACCAAGACUGGGAAGCUGCUCACCACAUUCCCUUGUGACUCCAAGCACUUUUGUCCAGAUGGCACAGAGCCAGCUCUUCCUGCCCUACCUUGGAAAGGUACCUACUUCUAAAAAUACAGUGUGUUGCUGUCAUUUGGCUGAACUAAAGUUUCCUUCCACUACCACCAUGAGAAGGAUGGACUCAGCAUCUAUGUCUUUGUCCUGGGAAGACUGUAGCAAUGCUCACGGGAAGCAUGUUGAUGUCAUUGGAGGUCACUGGGCGCUCAUUCUAAAGCCAAGGCUGCAGCUUUAGAGAGAGAGCAUUUACUGUGAGAGUUUAUUUUAUGAUAAAAUAGAGAAUGUGGUUGUAGGAGUUUUUUUUUUUUAAAAAACAGAAAAUACAAGAAUCACAUACACAGUGAGCAAAGCCGUUUUGUCGCCUUCAUGUUAUUUUUACAAACCCAAAGAAACCGAAGAUGGAUAAUAAUGUCUAAGAAGUUGUUGCAGUUUUGACCUUGAGCUUUGUGUCAUAUGAAGUUAGAUUGCAGCUUCUUUAAAUCAUCCAUGCUGCAGCCUGUUUCUUGGGAAAGGUGUAGGUGGACAGUUGAGGUUACUUUGUUUGCCACCUGCAAGAGCUGAGACCCACUGCGUUUUCCAAAAUUAAGGAAAUGACAUAGUCUGCCUACACCUCCCAAACUUGAUGCGAUUUCCACCUCAUACUUCUUUCUUCUCCCCCAUCCUUAAGCAUCAGAGUAAUCAGUUCCCUUGGAAGGAUAUUUGAUUGAUUGGAGAAUUGUUGCUUCCUCCCUUGAGUCAGCUCACUAGCUCUCUGAAAGUCUGGGUUUGGGAUGGGCAAUGAGGUGGAGCCAUCUGGCAAUUGAGUGUUGGAAGUGCAUCCUUGUACACUGUAAGCAUCUCACCUGCUCCCUGGACUUGAAGAGGGGAUGGAUGAAAUGACCCAUAUUUGGGGAAAAUAUUUAUUGAUGAAAGAGUAAAGUCAUUUGAGGGACCAAAUUACCUGGUCACAAUUUUACAUAUCCAGCAGAUUCCUGUGAAACUACUCCACCAACAAUGUGCAUGCACUGUAGCAAGUAACUACAAUGUGAAUAGGUCAACUUACAAGCCUUGCCUACUUUAGGAAACAAAGAAAUCUACAGUAGCCUCUGCCAUGACAGCAUGUACAAGACCAGAAUGGACUUGCUCUCUUCCCCAUGUCUUGGACACUGUAUGCAAACACCAGAAGUACUUAACAAGUAGCCGUUCAUCAUAGACAUGUCGGUACGCUCCCUGCACUUCUGUCGGGAGGGGACCGGCACCUCAGCUCUUUCACAAAGGUCUCCAGGUAGUCUACCCCUGAUUUGUAAUGUCCACCUCUGGGCUGUGACUGUUUGGAAUGUUGUAUUCUUUUUCUCUUUUUGUCUCUGUUGUUCUGAAGAGUUGUUCUGAUCACAGAUAUAUGCAUAAAGAUUCUCAUGA
This is a messenger RNA of Ochotona curzoniae (black-lipped pika), 5228 nucleotides long. It is a transcript of the gene TBC1D30, whose product is annotated as TBC1 domain family member 30. NCBI's taxonomy places the organism in Eukaryota, Metazoa, Chordata, Mammalia, Lagomorpha, Ochotonidae. The record is from RefSeq and is a predicted model, not a curated record. The transcript has 12 exons. Bases 243 to 2561 code for a protein of 772 amino acids. Gene Ontology annotation, cellular component: endoplasmic reticulum.